Molecule: messenger RNA, 2501 nt
Organism: Sesamum indicum (sesame)
Lineage: Eukaryota; Viridiplantae; Streptophyta; Magnoliopsida; Lamiales; Pedaliaceae
Gene: ELF3
Product: hydroxyproline-rich glycoprotein family protein
Biological process (GO): regulation of photoperiodism, flowering
Source: RefSeq, a predicted model, not a curated record
UAUCCAAAUAUUGGGUCCACAACAGCCUUGCACUUUCUCCCCUUUCCUCUUUAACCCACAUCACCCCCCCACCUUUUUCUCUACACAGAAUCCAAACUCUCAAAUCUAUUUAGAUUUCACUGCUGUUACCUUUCCCUUAUCAGAUUGCAUUUAUGUUUCGGCUGCUUAAAAGGUUGUUUAUGUAAAAGGACAUCUGGAGAUGGUGAGUUGGUGAUUCGGUGUUUGCAAAACGGAAAGAGAAAGCGGUCUAGUGUUUAGAAAGAGCGAGGAUGAAGAGAGGGAAAGAUGAGGAGAAAAUGAUGGGGCCAAUGUUUCCUAGGCUUCAUGUUAAUGAUACCGAGAAGGGAGGGCCAAGAGCACCUCCAAGAAACAAGAUGGCCCUUUAUGAGCAGCUCAGUAUUCCUUCUCAGAGAUUCAGUCAUCCAGUGAUGCCUUGUGACCCCAGUAAUUCCGCUGCCAAUUUGGUGCCUCGGUUGAGCCAGGGUGGUGGAAAUGACCGAGGUAUGUGUUUCUCUCGUCAGGUUCCACCUGGACAUCCGUCUGAGAACCAAUACAGUCAAUAUUCUGAUUUCAGCACUUCAUCGCCACAAUUACAGCAGAGGAAGAAAUUAAAUGAAGGUGACUACAGUGUUCCUGUUUUCGUCCACUCUAUAGCUAGUCAAGAAUUUGAUAAGUAUAGUAUUAAUAUGGACCGGGAAAGACUUUCAUCCUCCAAUCCUCAUAUUUUCGAUCACUCGUUGAAAUCCCAAGAUGCCGAAGAAACAGGCAUGAAUGAACACAGCACAAGGCAAGAGGGCAACAACCAGAAGAGAGAAAACUCAAAAGAGGUAGUGGUUGGUUGGGUUAAAGCCAUUUCAAAUUCAUCAUCCACUGACAAGCAAACUGGUUGCUCUCUGAUUCAUGAAUCAAGAGAUGAGCCCAGUGAUAAUAUUGACAGAUUAAAGACUGAUAAUUGUGUAAGACCAGAGCUCUGUGCCGAGUCACAACCUUCUAGCAAUAGGCAAUGUAAUGCUGCUUUAAGGAAGAAUACAAUAUCAGUAGCAAGAAGAAAUUCAUCUGAUUCAAAUAAAGGUUUACCAUCAGAAGACCAGAAUCUUGUGCACGGUGUUAGUAAUGAUACAGAAUCUUCUGAAGAUGGUUCUUGUAGGUCACCACAAAUGAAUAACUUGGAGAAGGGCGACAGUGUUUCUGAAACUUCUGUUUUGGAUACCAUAUCUGGACUGGAUAUAACACCUGAUGAUGUUGUGAGCAUGAUAGGCCAGAAACAUUUUUGGAAAGCCAGAAGAGCUCUUGUAAAUCAACAAAGACUUUUUGCAGUUCAAGUGUUUGAGCUGCAUAGACUGAUAAAGGUUCAGAAAUUGAUUUCUGCUUCACCACAUGUUCUGCUGGAGGACUCUGGUUAUUUGGGUAAGCCUUUAAAGCCUUUGCAUGGAAAGAAACUCCCCUUGGGUUGCGCUGUUAAAGCAAUCCCAAAUGUUUCCAAGCAAAAAGGCGACACAGAGAAGCCAAGUCACAAGAAGGAAGGCUCUGCUGAAAACACUGUUGAGAAAGCAUCCAUUUCUUCCGCUCAAAACGGGGGUCUGCCUUCAAGUUGUGGACCAUUGAGCGCAAACUCUCCUGCACCAUCUGUCAAUCAAUCGUGGUGUUUCAAUCAACCACAAGGGCCGCACCAGUGGUUGAUUCCGGUGAUGUCUCCUUCUGAGGGACUAGUAUACAAGCCAUAUCCUGGACCUGGAUUUAUGGGCCAACCUUGUGCUCCCCCUGCAUCAAAUCCAAUGAUGGGCAACAUUUUAACUCCAUAUGGACUUCCAGCUCCACCUCCUCAGUAUCAACUACCUUCAUUUCCUCCUGUUGGUCCUCAUGGCUACUUGCCUCCUCCCUACGGCAUGCCAAUUAUGAACACGGCAGCAUUCUCAGGUUCAUCUGUUGAGCAAAUGAACCCCCCAGCUACUCUGGGUCGGUUUUCAGGAGGAGAAGAAAAUGAAACCAAUUUCAUCAACCAACAUCAUAACUUGUUCACUUCCCCAAGCCAAAAGAAUGGGGCAGUUCCAGACGAUAUUAACUUGCGGCGGGCGUCCAAGGAUAUUGAUAUGCAAGCUAGCACAGGUAGUAGCCCGAUUGAAAGACGGUCCGGUAGUCAAGCGAGCAACAAUUUGGAAGGAAGAAAUAUGCUUCCACUUUUCCCCACUUCUGGGGCUAUCAGUGCCUCCAAGUCGACCCCUCAGGUUGCUACACCUGAGCGCCAGAGUCGGGUGAUCAAGGUCAUCCCACAUAAUGCCUUAUCUGCAUCUGAAUCUGCUGCAAGAAUCUUUAGGUCUAUACAAGAAGAAAGAAAACAGUAUGAUUCAAUGUAAAGCUUCUCUUCUGCUGCUGUGAUUGAGCAGGUGGGAACCACCUCUUUCUUUCACAUCAGUUUGGCGUUUGGGAUUCAACUUCUGAAACCAUUUUGCCUGUAUUCUUUUGUAACUGUAUUUGAUUCUUGUUGCAAGUUCGAUCGAUCA